AUGAUCGAGAUGCUUUCGAGACGUGCAGAAGCAGAAGCGAGGUUCUACAAGAGAAGUUCGGCCAAGAACAUAGCUAAUGAGUACAAGAAAGCUCUUUCCAACUUUAUACAUAUGAAUGAGAGUGAAAUCAGGAACAACACCGACCUCACCUGCUUGGAUCAAAGGUUUUGGGUAGCAUGUGAUGCAAAUUUCAAGGCAUUGAAAGAGAUUGCCUUAAAAUCCAUGUCUAUUGCUGCAACCGAAGCUGAUGUGGAAAGAAUGAUUUCAAUUGUGCGGAACCUGC
Messenger RNA from Trichomonas vaginalis G3, 283 nucleotides. RefSeq names its product ribonuclease H-like family. The record is from RefSeq and is a predicted model, not a curated record. NCBI's taxonomy places the organism in Eukaryota, Parabasalia, Trichomonadida, Trichomonadidae. The transcript has a single exon. The annotation marks the transcript as partial.